Molecule: messenger RNA, 546 nt
Organism: Juglans microcarpa x Juglans regia
Lineage: Eukaryota; Viridiplantae; Streptophyta; Magnoliopsida; Fagales; Juglandaceae
Exons: 1
Coding region: 1-546 (181 amino acids)
Source: RefSeq, a predicted model, not a curated record
AUGGAGGAAAUGGAGGAAGUUUGGAGGAAAUUGAAGCUGAAUGAUGAGGAGGACUGUUUGAUUGAGGUUGAGAAAGGUGUACGUGGCUCGAUGGACCUGAAGGGGCGAAGAAGUCUGGUAAGGAAGAUAAUCUCUGAACGUAGGAUCGGGAGAAAAAUUGCUAGAUCUAUGAUGGAAAAAGUAUGGAAGGUUGGUAAGCCUCUGGAAUUUCAAGAAAUUGGAGGUAAUUACUUUGUGAUUACCUUUGUUAAUCGGAGUGAUAAGAUGAAGGUUCUCGAUGGCUGUCCAUGGUUGUUUGAUAGUUACUUAUUUGUGCUGCUUCAUUUUGAUGGUGAAAUGCAACCUAGUCUGUUUGAUUUUGAUCAUGCUUAUAUGUGGGUGCAAAUGUUAAAUCUGCCUUUGAGUUAUAUGAAUAAGCAGAUGGGGGAACUAAUUGAGAGUUCAAUAGGGAAGGUUAUGGAGGUUGAUGUACAGGAAGAUGGCUCGGCUUGGGGGAGAUGCCUGAGGGUGAAGGUAGAAUGUGAUUUGAGAAGACCUGUAGCUUGA